UAGCACUACAUUUAAAAUGGCGGACAAAUGAUCGACAUUUGAAAGUUAAGUUGUGCAAACUUUUCUGUUCCUGUUUUUUGCACGAAUAUGCCUUUGACAAGAAGCUCCACUGCAGCGCUUAGAAAAUCUUUGAGCCAAUCUCGGCGUAGCGAUGAGAUCAACAACGGGUCUGAUUCAAGUGUGAAAUAUAUUUGGCAGCGUUCCGAAGCUCAUCGACAAUUCAAUCCAUCAGAGAUGAGCAGAGCAAAAAAUCAAAGGUUGUUCAGCAGACCUCAAGAUGUUUCUUCUGAAGCUGAUGAAGGUGAAACUGAUGUUCUUGAUGUGGACAAAGAAAAAGGCAGAGAAACAAAACUCAACAUAAAAAAAUCUUUAAAAAUGUUAGACGAUGCAGUUGCAACUCCAAGACGCCUGGGAUCACCUUCCCUUCGACCAAUCAGUACUCCAACAUCAGUCCUUCAAGGAAACCAGCCUCCAUUGCAUGCUCUAAAACAUAGCUUAUACACUUCAAGUCAGUCGUCUUUAGCUGAUGGUAGUUUAGAUUUUCAGAACACUGCGCCUUUUAACAUGUUUGGAACAACACCCAGGCAUUCCAGACUGGCUCAGGAAAGCAUAUCAUUGUUGAAUGACAGUGGCCUCAGCAAACCUGUUACUCCCACUGGACGAUAUUUUGUAGAUGAUUUAGAUGAUAAAAAUAUGGACUUGUCGAAAUCAACAUUUGCAGAUAUGGAUACUGUGAAAUCAAACUUCGACGACCUUCUCGAAGGUUUUGCAAAAACGCUCACUACCCUGACACAUUCAUCUCAAGUUUUCCAACUGAUAGAAGAAUAUGAAAGAAUUUGCGACGAAACUGCCUCUUCCAUAUACAGUUUUGCUCGGAAAAGCACUCCGGGCAGACCAAGAUUUUCCAAACGUAUAAAACAUUUGGAUGUGACGAAUCAAGAAAAAUAUACGUGGCGGUUAAUCUUGUAUUUGUUUAGGGAUAGACUGGAGGCAGCUGAGGAUUAUGAUGUUGAUUUGGUGUCGGAGACGAUGACUGGAGAUAUCGUCAGAAAUAAAAGCGAGAAAGAAAUAGUAAUUGAGCUUUUCAAAAGAGAAGCGACCACUCGACGUAACCAGCUGGUCAUUGAUUGGUUAGAGAAAAAUAGUGAGGAUUGGUUGGAGAAUUUUAUUGAAUCGGAAAACGUGGAAUAUUUUGGAAACUUUUAUAAUUGGGAAAAUACUCUUCACUUUCUGGAACAGAAUGGAUUGUCGACGACACCAAGACGUCCAAUCGUCACUGAAAUGGAUCCUGACGCACCCGCAAGGCAGAACAGGCCAAUAGCGGAUCUUGAUAUUGAAGACGAGAAGAGAUUGUUGAAGCACUUGUUUGCAUACAUCCGUGCUGGAAAGCUUCAACAGGCUCAAGAACUUUGUAUUAAAUGUGGUCAGGCUUGGCGGGCUGCCACUAUGGAAGGAUGGAAAUUGUAUCACAACUCAAAUUCUCUCAACGAAGACUGGAAGAACGGGAAAUUUCAAUCCGUCGAGGGGAACCCCAAUCGUGACAUUUGGAAAAAUUGCUGUUGGAAUUUAAGCGAGCAGGAUUGUUACGAUUCUUACGAAAGAGCAAUUUAUUCAGCACUAGGUGGAAAUUUACAGCAGCUGUUGCCUGUUUGUAUCUCAUGGGAGGACUGUCUAUGGGCGUAUUUUAAAGUUAUGGUCGAUGUUCGAGUUGAACAGGAGUUAAGAACAAAGGCUGAUCGCACAUUUGAGAAUUUGACCUCCGAGUACUGGGACCAAGUUUUGACCCAAGAAAAAAUAUUCAAAGAACUUCAUUAUAGCAAAAACGAAGCAGUGCGCGAUGCUUCGAAUUCACAAUAUCACAUCAUUCAAAAGUACAUUAUUAUCAACGACAUUGACGGACUUGUUGAGGAAAUGUAUGGUUGGGUUCGUGACGGAACAUCGUCUUCACACAUGCUUCGAUUCAUGGCACAUUUCAUAUUGCUGCUGAGAACUGUGGGCUUGGAGACCAAAGACGAGAUGUGUCAAUCGAUUUUACAGUCGUUUGUCGAGUUGUUGAUCAAGGAAAGGCAGUUGAAACUCGUAGCUACUUACACUCGCCAUCUUCCCGGUGAUGUUCAAGUUGCUGUCUAUUCAAGAUUCUUGGAAGACAUAGAAGACAAAUCCGACAGGAAACUCUGCUUCGAAUUGGCUGAAUCUGCUGGUUUGGACAUUGCAAUGAUCACGAAAACAGUCGUCGAGAACAUCUGUGGCAAGGAUGAUUUCAAAGUGCAAGACGAUGAAACACUUCACGUUGCUACGUCUGAGGAAGACAGGCAUAAAAUAACAGCAAUCGAAUGGUUAAUUUUUGAUCCCUCUCAACGUGCUGAGGCCAUCAAACAGAGCAAUGCGAUUGUUAGAUGUUUUUUGGCACUCAGGAAGCACGAAGCUUGUAGAAGCAUAUUUGAAAAACUUCCCGAAGACUCGAUCGAUGUUGUCCAUCGUUAUUGGCAAAUGAAAGCUGGAGAUUCACCUCUGACUCCUGAAGACAACAACACUAUCCGAGAGUAUCUUUGCAUCAAGGCUUAUCUGGAUGCGUUAGAGGCAUUCGACGUUUGGUUCGAGCAUUUUCAUCAAAAUGCACCUAAAUUACCCAAAUCUAAAGGAACCUUUUCCUUCACUGAAAAAGUCGCUUAUGAACAAGAACUCAAGUUAUAUGAGGCUGAAAGAGAGAGAUGGCAAAGAGCUUUAGACGUACAUACCAAGGAGACAACGGAACGCAUAUAUAAUGUACUUCUCUUUCCUGGAGGAUGGAUGGUGGAUCUUGAUGAGGAGGAAAUUGCACGCGAAUCGCGAGCUCGUCAAAUGCUUCUAUUACGACAACUGUGCAUACCGUUUCUUACGUUUUUACUACAAAGCGUGCUCUCGUCUGCUCACGAACAUAAACGGUGUUUGCAGCUUGCUGAUAUUAUCGCAUCUCCAAAAUUAUCUUUGUCCGAUGUGUUCCGUAAGGAUGAAUUGAGAAAACUUCUCUCGCUUCUGCGACAGUCAUCGAUUCACAUACUGGAAAAUACGAGCGACCCUUUAGGGUAUGAGAUCAAGUGAGAUGGAAAAUACGAUUCAUUUUGGUCGUGUGUAUAUGUGUCGAUGAUGCCUCAAAUUAAAAGUCGUCGAACAUUGCGUCUUUUAAUGUUAAUUCUGACGUAUAAACAAUAUCGACUUUUGAUCGAUCCCAACUUUUCUACUCGUUGUAGUAUCUGUAAUAAUCUCAAUGUAGGAAUUUAUCUAUUCAUGUCUCAAA
Molecule: messenger RNA, 3277 nt
Organism: Xenia sp. Carnegie-2017
Lineage: Eukaryota; Metazoa; Cnidaria; Anthozoa; Malacalcyonacea; Xeniidae
Product: nuclear pore complex protein Nup107-like
Exons: 39
Coding region: 88-3081 (997 amino acids)
Biological process (GO): mRNA export from nucleus; protein import into nucleus; regulation of DNA-templated transcription
Cellular component (GO): nuclear pore outer ring; nuclear pore
Molecular function (GO): structural constituent of nuclear pore
Source: RefSeq, a predicted model, not a curated record